Messenger RNA from Drosophila busckii, 860 nucleotides. RefSeq names its product trypsin alpha. Gene Ontology annotation, molecular function: serine-type endopeptidase activity. Gene Ontology annotation, biological process: proteolysis. The record is from RefSeq and is a predicted model, not a curated record. The transcript has 2 exons. NCBI's taxonomy places the organism in Eukaryota, Metazoa, Arthropoda, Insecta, Diptera, Drosophilidae. Bases 1 to 792 code for a protein of 263 amino acids.
AUGUGGACGAAGCUAUACAUAGUGUGUGCCUGCGCCGCUUUAGGCUUGGCGGCCCCAGCACAAGAAACGGCCGAUCUGAUGCCAGAGGCACGUAUUAUCAAUGGCCGACUUGCGGUGGAGGGCAUGUUUCCCUAUAUGGUGGCGCUAAGCAGGAAUGGUACCUAUGUUUGUGGUGGUGCUAUAAUUGCUCCGGAAUAUAUUAUAACUGCCGCACAGUGCGUCACCGAUAAAGUGACCAAGGGCGUUAUGGAGCCCGUUCCAGCUGCACAGUUGAGCAUUCGCGUUGGCUCUUUGGAUCGCCUGCAGGGUGGCGUGGUGAGCAAGAUAUCCCAAGUGACUGUACAUGAGGAUUACAUUGGCAAGAAGACGAAUGAUCUUGCUAUACUCAGAUUGCCAGCACCAUUGAACUACACUGAAGCUAUUGGAGAAGUUAGAAUAACCCACUGGGGCAUCACAGGAUUUGCUCCCCUCAAUAUCACAGGCUGGGGUAGUCUGUCUAUAAACGGCGCCUUUCCACGCCUUCUACACUGGCAAACUGAUUCCGCUCUCACCUCAAAUGAUUGCGCACUCAGCACAUGGAUCAUGAAUAGCUCCGUAUUAUGUGCGGGUCGUUGGACCGGCAACGGCAUUUGUACCGGUGACAUGGGCGGUCCUGCAGUUGGAGAUGGCCGUCUUCAUGGCAUUGCUAACUGGGUGGGUGGCAAAUGUGGCAGCGAUUCACCUAAUGGCUAUGCGGAUAUCUACUACUUCCGUGAUUGGAUUAAAAUCCAUGCAAAUCUUACUUAUUAUUGAAUAUAGCUUAUCUAUAUUUGCGUAUACGAAAGAAAAUAAAAUUAUUUUUUUAAGUUAUUGAAAAAAUA